UUUAAAGCAAGGGAGAGGAGAGAGAGAGAGAGAGAGAGAGAGGAGGAGGAAGAUGAAGAAGAAGAAGUACCUGUAGUUAUAGUUAUAGUUCCUUCUUUCUUUCUCCUUCCUUGCUAAUUCCUCCAUGUCCACCAACCAAAACCCACUGAAGAGAAAUCAAUCAUCAUCAUCAUGAAACACCCUCUGCACACAGCACUUCCAAAAAGCACUUCUCUCGUUCAUCAAAACCUUCAUUUCCUUAUAUUUCCCUCUCUUCUCCUUCCCUUCUUCUCAGCAACCACAUCAACUCAUCAGUCCAGUACUCCCAAGCCAUGAAACCUGCAGAAGAUUAUUGUAAUUUCCUCAUUUUCUUUAUCGCCCUGGUUCUUCUGAUCACCCCCUCUGCAAUUGCAACAGCCCUACCACUCCAACUUCUCUCCCUGCUUUCCCUCAAAUCCUACCUCAGAGAUCCACUCUCCAGCUUCCAUGACUGGAACCCCGCCCCCACCUUCUCCAAAGCCGAUUUUCAAGACCCAAUUUGGUGUUCAUGGUCUGGAAUCGAAUGUCAUCAGAAUUCCGCUCAAAUCACCUCCCUCGAUUUGUCCUUCCGUAAUCUCUCUGGCUCAAUUCCCCCCGAAAUCAGGUACUUGACGAGCUUAAUCCACUUGAAUUUGAGUGGAAACAGCUUCGUUGGCUCUUUCCCCACCGCCAUUUUCCAGCUCACUCAGCUUCGAACUCUCGAUAUCAAUCACAACAACUUCAGCUCCACGUUCCCGCCAGGGAUUUCCAAGCUCAAGUUCUUGAACGUCUUCGAUGCCUUCAGCAACAACUUCACCGGUCCACUACCGCAAGAACUUCCCCACCUUCGGUUCCUCGAGAGGCUCAACCUCGGCGGGAGCUAUUUCAGUGGCGGCAUUCCGGCGAGUUACGGGAGUCUUUCACGGUUGAAGUAUUUGCAUUUGGGUGGGAACGUUCUUGAUGGGCCAAUUCCAGGGCAACUAGCUUACUUGACGCAGCUUGAGAGAAUGGAAAUCGGUUAUAACAGCUUCUCCGGUGGAAUACCGUCGGAAUUUCCAUUGUUGUUAAAUCUGAAAUACUUGGAUAUUGCCGGAGCUAAUCUCUCCGGAACUCUUCCUCAAGACAUUGGGAACAUGACGAAGCUACAAAGUCUGCUUCUCUUCAAGAAUCGCAUCACGGGACAAAUUCCGGAAAGUUUAGGAAAUAUGGUAGCGCUUGAGCAGCUUGAUUUGUCUGAGAAUCAACUUACAGGAACGAUUCCGUUGGAUUUGUAUAACCUGAAGGAAUUGACAAGGUUGAGUUUGAUGAGAAACAAUCUCAGUGGGGAAAUUCCACAAGCAGUUGGCGAUCUUCCAAAUCUUGUCAGUUUGCAAUUAUGGAACAACUCACUCACUGGCCCUCUCCCUCAAAAUCUCGGCGAAAACGACAAGUUGCUGCAAGUCGACGUGUCGUCAAACAUGCUUUCCGGUCCGGUUCCGCCAAAUCUCUGCCAUGGAAACAAGCUCUUCAAGCUUAUUGCCUUCUCGAACAGACUAGAAGAAGAACUUCCCGCCUCUCUAAUGAACUGCACCUCUCUGUCUCGCCUUCGAAUCCAAAACAACCGCCUCAACGGCUCCAUCCCUUACGGCUUCGGACUGUUACAGAAUUUGACGUUCGCCGACUUGAGCAACAAUAACUUUUCCGGCGCGAUUCCGGCUGAUUUUGGUAAUGCAGUUAAGUUACAGUACUUAAACAUUUCGCAGAACUCCUUCGGAACUUCCUUACCGGAUAACAUCUGGAAUUCGACGAGCUUACAGAUCUUCUCGGCGAGUUCUGCCAAAAUCGUCGGCAACAUCCCCGAUUUCAUCGGCUGUAGAUCCAUCUACAAGAUCGAACUCGAGGAUAACAACUUAAACAGCAGUAUUCCAUGGACAAUUGGUCACUGCGAAAAGUUGCUCACUCUGAAUUUAAGCCACAAUUCCCUAACCGGCAUUAUUCCAUGGGAGAUUUCGACGCUUCCGUACAUCACCGCCAUUGAUCUGUCACGUAAUAUUCUCACAGGUACGAUUCCUUCAAACUUCCAAAACUGUAGCACAAUCGAGAGUUUCAACGUGGCAUACAACAACCUCACCGGUCCUAUUCCAUCGACCGGAACCAUAUUCCCCGGUUUACAUCCA
Molecule: messenger RNA, 2153 nt
Organism: Momordica charantia (bitter melon)
Lineage: Eukaryota; Viridiplantae; Streptophyta; Magnoliopsida; Cucurbitales; Cucurbitaceae
Source: RefSeq, a predicted model, not a curated record